Messenger RNA from Trichoderma atroviride IMI 206040, 1947 nucleotides. RefSeq lists its product as uncharacterized. NCBI's taxonomy places the organism in Eukaryota, Fungi, Ascomycota, Sordariomycetes, Hypocreales, Hypocreaceae. The record is from RefSeq and is a predicted model, not a curated record. Gene Ontology annotation, molecular function: sucrose alpha-glucosidase activity. Gene Ontology annotation, biological process: sucrose catabolic process. Gene Ontology annotation, cellular component: cytoplasm.
AUGUCUCUCCUAGUGGCCACUAUACGCACUGCACCUGUGCUGAGUCCCAACCCCAAGGACCGGCCUCAUGUCUCAAACUCCUUUGCACACUCUGACAAUCAGAGCAUCGGACCUACCACAGACCAGGCAAGUUUCAAUCGAUGGAGGCCAAGGUAUCACUUGAUGCCGCCUCGUUACUGGGUCAAUGAUCCGUGCGGUCCAGGUUACAGCCCGUCAGGACGAUGCUAUCAGAUGUCUUUCCAAUGGAAUCCAUUUGGAUGCGAAUGGGGAAAUAUGUCCUGGGGACAUGCAACAUCUCAAGACCAGGUACACUGGGUAGUUUCUAGGGAGCCUUCGAUGAAGCCCUCUGAAACUGAAGAUCCUUGCGGCGUAUUCACAGGUUGUACUUGGCCAACUAACCCCCGCGGUCAAGACGAUGGCACCAUAACAACCUUUUAUACUUCUGCCCAACAUUCACCAAUACAUUGGACAUUACCUUACGAAAAGGGCAGCGAACUCAUCCGCAUGGCAACGUCUAGGGACCAUGGUCGAACUUGGAAGCGUCACCCAUCUUCUAUUGUUGCAGGUCCUCCGAAAGGGUUGGACGUGAUAGGGUGGCGCGAUCCCUUCAUCGGAACAUGGGACUCUAUCGAUCGAUGCCUCGGCCGUAGCAGCGGAGAGUAUUUGUACGGAGUUGUUGCGGGAGGAAUCCGCCAUCGGUCACCCGCAGUGUUUCUAUACUCUAUUGAUGCACGGGAUCUUACUCAGUGGAGCUUUGUUUGCACGUUAUUCACUCCAGGGCAGAAUUUCAAGCCUUCAAAGAAGCUGUCAGAUUUUGGCACUAAUUUUGAGGUGACCAAUUUUAUGACACUUGGAGACAAUGAUGGCGAGUCCUACGACAUCCUGUUGAUGAGUAUAGAGGGCGCCCAUGAAACGAAGACGCCUUCGUUCCUAGAUACCAAGAGUCAAGGCAACAAGGCUGGCAAAGCACAAAGGUCAAACAAAAUACAGAACUGGCUUUGCGGCCGGCCAAGGUUGACAGAACAAACACCCACAGAGGGUACCAAGAGUCAAGCACUGGGAUUCGAGUUUCGAUUUGGCGGCCGCCUUGACCAUGGGCUGUACUAUGCUGCAAACUCAUUCUACGAUACAUUAACAGACAGUCGAGUAGUUCAUGGUUGGAUUCUUGAAGAAGAUUUACCUGCUCGCUUGGCAAAUAAACAAGGGUGGAGCGGUAUGUUAUCCUUGUCUCGUAUCCUCAAGAUGAGACAGAUCAAGAAUGUAGUCGCUGCUAGCCGUUCGGAUUUGAGGUGUCUGGAUUGGCUUCAUUGCGCCCCUGAUCUUGAUGGCUCUUACAGCAUUACAACUCUUGCUUCUUUUCCUGAUCCCCGUUUGUCGGUUUUACGCCAGAAAGAGCUAGGCCUGUCUUCUGCACCUACGAUGAAUGGUUGCAGCUACUCAAAAACUCAGAAUACACUUGGCUUCCUAGCUCUCAAAGCACGCCAAUUUGAGGCAGAGAUCUCCUUGUCGGUUCCACCAACUUCAGAGAAAAUUGGUCUCAUAUUGUAUCACUCUGAUGAUCUUGUAAGCAAGACAACCAUCUUCUUUCAGCCAUCUGAAGAAUAUAUAGUGGUGGAGCGACAUGGUGUCAACUCAGGACACAACGAGACAAAUGGUAUAAAUGACAGUCCAGAAUUUGCACCACACACUCUCUUCACUACACGAGACCCCGUUACCGGCAAAAAAGACCAAGAGACGUUGGAUAUUCGUAUUUUCUUUGACGUCAGUGUGCUUGAGAUUUUUGUCAACGAGCGCGUUGUUAUAACAACCCGUAUCUAUCCCGAGACUGGCCAGUGCUACGGUUUGCAGCCAUUCGUCAAGUAUACUGAAGGUUCAACAGGAAAUGAGCCAAUAAUAUCGCGUUGCGUGGGGUGGGAGCUGAGGCCCUCGAUAUUUUAUGAGACAUAA